This is a messenger RNA of Hevea brasiliensis (rubber tree), 1414 nucleotides long. RefSeq names its product replication protein A 32 kDa subunit B. Gene Ontology annotation, molecular function: DNA binding. Gene Ontology annotation, biological process: DNA replication; double-strand break repair via homologous recombination; nucleotide-excision repair. The record is from RefSeq and is a predicted model, not a curated record. The coding region runs from base 149 to 988 and encodes 279 amino acids. The transcript has 10 exons. NCBI's taxonomy places the organism in Eukaryota, Viridiplantae, Streptophyta, Magnoliopsida, Malpighiales, Euphorbiaceae. Gene Ontology annotation, cellular component: nucleus; site of double-strand break; chromosome, telomeric region.
AAAUUUCACUAAUCCCAAAAUAAAUUUGGCGGGAAGGCUGGACCUGUCGAAGAGACUCGGCUUAUUUAUCACACUACAGCCAAUUUAAAAAGCCCAAACUGAAGAAUUCUGUGCAAUAGAGUGCGGAAGAAGAAGAAACGAAGAGAAUAUGUAUCGAAGCAGUGAAUUCGAUGGCAGCGCAGCCGCCUUCAUGGGUGGUGGUUUCAUGCCCUCUCAGACUACCCAGCUGCCGGAUUCCUCGUCCUCCUCCUUGCUAUCUUCCAGAAAUCGCGAGGCUAGAUGUUUAUUAGCGCUGACGGUGAAGCAGAUAUGCGAGCUACCAAGCAAUGAUGAAUCCAAUUUCGUCAUUGAUGGUGUUGAAGUGACCAAUGUUACAAUUGUGGGGAGAGUAUGCCAAAAGGAAGACAAAGCUAGUGAGUAUACCUUCCUUGUUGAUGAUGGGACUGGACAGAUUGAAUGUACCAGAUGGGUGCAAGAACGCAUUGACACAGAUGAAGCGGAGGGAAUCUUAGUUGGAAAGUAUGUUCGUGUUCAUGGACACUUGAGAGGGCUGCAGGGUAGAAGAUUCAUAAAUGUCUUCUCCAUUAGGCCUAUUACUGACUUCAAUGAGAUUACUAGCCACUUCAUUGAGUGUAUUUAUGUCCAUUUCUACAAUAAAAGGAUACGGCUACCGGGUGCCACUACUCAGUCACAGCUGGCAAAUUCAACCAUGAACACCCCUUUGAAAGGAUACCAAACGGCCCCUCUAAAUCAAUCUUCUGCUUAUUCGUCUGCUGAUGGAUUGAACAAUGUUGGUCAGAUGAUAUUGAAUUUUUUGCAGCAGCCCAUAUACCUUACAAACGAGGAUGGAGUGCACCGCAACGUUGUUGCCCAGCAGCUAAAUAUUCCAAUGGAUAAGCUCAUGGACGAAUUACAGUCUCUUGUUGACAAUGGCUUUGUUUACUCAACAAUUGACGAUGAUCACUUCAAGUCAACUGUUAACGCCUGACAUUUGGUGAAAUCAUUAGAUCGGACAGCCGUGCUUCCUCUGGAAACGGGGUGAUGGACAUCAUGUGUGGGUCCUACAUCAAUCUAAUAUCUAUUAGGAGCAUAUUCUAGUUCUAAGCAAUAAUCUCUCUACCAAUUUGUAGAUAGAUUAAUCUUAGCUAUAUUCAGGUUAUAUUGUAAUGCUUUAUGUUUACUCGUCCUUUUGAAGCCUUAUCCAUGGGCAUAGCAUGAAUCUUAAACGGCCAACCGAUGGUAAUGCAGCAUCCUUAUUAUGCUGAAUUUAUUUUUUUUAUCUAUAUUUUUAUCAGCUAUACAGCAUAGUGGAGAAAAGGUAAGAGACUUUUUCGGGUGUGAACUGAUUUAUCACAGGAAUGCUAUAUGAAGUCUAUUGUUGUAAUAACAGAAUGACUGUUGCAUUUGCUCACAA